AUGGUCAAGAUGGGUUUGAAACCCAACCCGGUUAACAAUAAUAAUGCCAUGGAGAUCCGUUACAGAGGCGUUAGGAAGCGUCCUUGGGGUCGUUACGCCGCUGAGAUCCGAGAUCCGGGCAAGAAAACCCGCGUCUGGCUUGGAACCUUCGAUACCGCCGAGGCGGCGGCGCGUGCGUAUGACAAGGCGGCGCGUGAGUUUCGUGGUGCAAAGGCCAAGACUAAUUUCCCGAAUUAUCUCGAGCUGAGCGAGAACGUUCCCGUCGGCGGUUUUGAGCGUAGCCCAAGCCAGACCAGCACCAUCGAUUACGGUUCUCCUCCGGCUUCUGUUGCACCGGCGACUGCUGUGAUGGUUCCACCGCAGCUUGAGCUUAGCCUUGGAGGCAGCGGCGGCGCGUGUUAUCAGAUCCCGAUGGCGCGUCCUUUGUAUUUUUUGGACCUUAUGGGAAUCGGAACUCGUGUUCAGCCUCCGGUGAAGUGUGGGGCCCUAAGCGAUUCUGAUUCGUCUUCUGACGUAGAUUUCGAAGGUGGGAUGGAGAAGAGAGCUCAGCCGUUAGAUCUAGACUUAAACUUGCCUCCUCCGUUGGAACAGGCCUGA
Molecule: messenger RNA, 597 nt
Organism: Eruca vesicaria subsp. sativa (arugula)
Lineage: Eukaryota; Viridiplantae; Streptophyta; Magnoliopsida; Brassicales; Brassicaceae
Source: the annotation of a GenBank genome assembly